Messenger RNA from Bactrocera neohumeralis, 1312 nucleotides. Its product is annotated as E3 ubiquitin-protein ligase RNF181 homolog. Gene Ontology annotation, molecular function: ubiquitin protein ligase activity. Gene Ontology annotation, cellular component: cytoplasm. The transcript is spliced from 4 exons. Bases 674 to 1117 code for a protein of 147 amino acids. Gene Ontology annotation, biological process: protein ubiquitination. Lineage: Eukaryota; Metazoa; Arthropoda; Insecta; Diptera; Tephritidae. The record is from RefSeq and is a predicted model, not a curated record.
AAAACAUUGUGAGAUUUUGGAACAAUUUUGUGGUUAUACGUUCGGUUGUUUGCUGCGAAUUUUAUUCAUCAGUUUUUACAAAUAGUUUUUUACGUGCGAAAUUUAAAGGCAUAACUUCAAUAAUAUUGAUAAUCUGUGCAUUAAGCAUUUGUGAAAAGUUAUUUAACAGAAAAUUGUAUGAGUUAAAACGGUAGCAAACUGUGUGAACGGUAACUAAAAGGGCAAGCAAAAAAGUACCAACAGAAAAAGGCCAGGUCACGACCAAGAAAGAAACGCGAAUCAUUCUCUACUACUCGUCUAUGUUUUAUGUGUGUUUUCGCAUAUUAUUUUAUAAGUAAAUUUCGGCGUUUGUGAACAAUAAACGUGUUGAAAGAAAGCAAACCUUAAACCUAUGUGCAACAUUGUGGCAAAUACACAAACAUAUGUACAUACAUUAACAACUGUGUGAAUUCUGGAUAGAAUCGACGGAAAAUCAAUUCCUAAUUAACCUGAGCUUCUUUAACGCAGCAGCUGUUCUAAUUAGAUUUCAAUCGAUUUUAUACGAAGCCGCAAACAUUGGUGCAUUUGCAUUUUGCUAGCAGCUAAAGGUUAUAAAAAGAAUUUGGGACAGAACAGCGGUUUUGUUUCCACCACCUCAACAAUUUAGCUGAAACCAUCCCGAACGCCAAGUACAAUGGCCGAUUACUUCGAGGAUAUGGGACAUGAACCCACUGGAGCCGAGGGCCCUAAUGAUUUUGCCAAACACUACAAGCGCCUACAAGUUUUGGCCAUUAUGAACGGCAUUGAUAUGGAAAUCGAGGUGCCCGAGGCAUCUAAGCGCGCUAUUGCUGCGCUGCCCGAGCAUGUGAUUGUCGAGGCAGAUGUGAAGCAGGAGCUGGAAUGUGCUGUUUGCAAGCAGCCGGCGGAGAUCGAUGAGAAAUAUAAAGUUUUGCCGUGCAAGCAUGAGUUUCACGAAGAAUGUGUGCUGCUGUGGUUGAAAAAGGCAAACUCGUGCCCAAUGUGCCGCUAUGAGUUGGAAACAGAUGACCCAGUGUACGAGGAGUUGCGCGAAUUUCGCCAAGACGAGUCUAACCGUCGCGAACGUCAAAAUUAUAUGAUGGAUUCGAUGUUUUCUUGAAUAAAAUCAUUAUAAAUUCUUUAAUAGACGAUGAUUAAGGUUGUGGUGGUGGGGAGCGGUAUUAGCUGCAAUUUUUUCGGAGAGAAUUAAUAAAUUUUAUUUGAAUGCCAUAAAUGUUUGUCUACUUUUUCUUCAUAAGUAUAUGUAUAUCUGUAUAUUACAUCAAUAAAACAUAAAAUCAGAAGAUAAGUUAAA